Talaromyces atroroseus is the source of this 1962-nucleotide messenger RNA. RefSeq lists its product as hypothetical. The record is from RefSeq and is a predicted model, not a curated record. The transcript has 3 exons. NCBI's taxonomy places the organism in Eukaryota, Fungi, Ascomycota, Eurotiomycetes, Eurotiales, Trichocomaceae. The coding region runs from base 1 to 1962 and encodes 653 amino acids.
AUGUCGUCCACCACUUUAAUCACAUUCCUUGUGCGUGCUCCGUCCAAUGUCAGAUCAGUUGACUUGGUGGGAUCAUGGGACAAUUUUUCCCGCCCAUAUGCAAUGGAACGGGACAGGCGUAUGGGUGCUGGCCACUGGCGAGGUUGUCAUACAUUUACCGAUAUUGUGCGCGACGGAACAUCUCCGAGUCAAUCCCCCGGCCGGUCCGGAGGAUUGAAAAUGGGAGGCACUUAUUGGUACUAUUACCGUUUGGAUGGAGACGCUGAGUUUUAUAAUGAGGUCGAGCCCGUCACUUCUCUCUGUCCGCUCUUACCAGGCCAGCCCGUCAAUGUCCUGAACGUCCCGAUCAUUCUGCCUGAUACCGAUCACUUGCAUCGCCGUGACAAUAGCAUAAGCUCAGUCAAGUCGGAUCAGCGGACAAUGGAUCCCAAGGACAAAUUCAUGAACCCACGAACUCCCCCCAAGCCGAGGCCCGGCCUUCCGCGCUUGAAAACGUCUCCCGAGUUUUACCAGCAAGCAGCACCGUCGUCAUCGUCUUUCUUUAAUCUUUCCAACUCAAAUGACAAUCGGUCACCUAUGUCCCAGCCAGCUAGUUCAACUCACAGCCCCAUGUUCCGCCUUGCGCCUAAAGUCAAGGUUGCCAGGUCUGUGUCCCCCCCUCGGUCGAGAGGGCUGCGGGCCGCAUUCUUGAACAUUGCUGGUACUCGAUCGCCCGGUGUUGAUCACAGUGAUGAUUACAUCAACAAUUAUAAUAAUAACGCCUACCAUGAUCCUCAACCGGUUGUCAGGACGGAGCGAUCCAAUUCGCCCAUGCGACCACCUGUUCCGAUUUCGAUUCCCAGCUCCAAUAAUAGCUCGAAAGUGGCAUCACCAAUGGGUAGUCCAAUUGAGCUCGAUGGGAUGGAAACCAGAAAACUACCAUUCCGCCACCCACAGGUCGAUCAUGAACAAACCCGUGGGCCACCCUCAAUCCGGGUACGUCGCGCUUCAAAGUCCAGCCGGGAUAACACGCCUCUCCCGGAGCUUUCACUGCUCGGUUCUUCUUCUUCUCCGUCCUCAACCAAGACGGAGCUGUCUGGCUUCUCACGCCCUCCCCGACUCGAAACUCUUGAAGAGGCACUGUCUCAGCGGACUACACCGAUGGUACUGGAUCCGCAAAAGCUUUCGACUACGCCAAGUCCAAUAUCCACACCGGUGCUUUUCCACUUGCGGGAGAAGCGACUUCCGACACUACCGAACUCUCCUUCUUCGGUAAUGGACGCCGAACUACGCGCUAUUGAUGCGCAAUACAGACCGAUUGACAUGGAGCUGCUGCGCAGCCACUUCUCAGACGACACCUCUGGGAUUGCGUCGACUCUUUACAACUCUGAGUCGCAAUCUCCACAGGAGAAGAGCCGCUUCUCAGAAUGGAGCACCGACACUGAACUCGUUUCUCCGGCAUCUAUGACUUCCAGCUCCACCUUCAAUGCCGAUCAUCUUUCUCACUCUUCGCCGUUACUCAACCACAGUCAUCACACUGCCAACAACGAUAAUACCGGCAAUGCCGAGUAUGAUCGUGCUCUCGAAGCUCCCCUCCCGUCUAUCUCGGUCAGCGGCCCAACCACUCCAGUCCUCAGCAGCGAACCAGAAAUCAUUCUCUCUCCUAUCGAGCUAACCUCGGAUUCUCCUUUACUACCAUCAACUGCUGCCGUUACUAGCCCCAUAGACCUUGAAUUUUCCUCCAUCAAUUUUGAAGAGUGCGAUUACGACAAUAGGACCGAUUCGUUUCACGUAUCAGAUCCUAAACGUCAGGGAGCAAUUCUGCCUUUUCUCCGAGUUGUUACUCCGCUGUCUGUAUCUGCUCAUCAGACGGAGCAUCAGUUGAAGCGGUCCUCGGAGGAUUACACUGUGCAGUCGGCAGCUAUGAAAGAGUUGAUGGAAGAGAUUGGGUAUUUGGGGGAUAUGAUUUCGUCUGGAUUAUGA